Molecule: messenger RNA, 15752 nt
Organism: Oncorhynchus kisutch (coho salmon)
Lineage: Eukaryota; Metazoa; Chordata; Actinopteri; Salmoniformes; Salmonidae
Gene: mycbp2
Product: MYC binding protein 2
Exons: 80
Coding region: 370-14253 (4627 amino acids)
Biological process (GO): regulation of synaptic assembly at neuromuscular junction; axon guidance
Cellular component (GO): nucleus; plasma membrane
Molecular function (GO): ubiquitin protein ligase activity
Source: RefSeq, a predicted model, not a curated record
UGAUGAUGAAGAAGCUAAGAUGACAACACAUUUGAAAGUGCUGCCUAUUCGGAGUAAAAAAUACUACACAGUGAAGACACACUUUAAAAAAGAGUAUUGCUUUAUUAAUUCCAAAGACAAAAUGGCUUGAGAUUCGGAAUUCAGGGAAACAAGUGCCGAUUCCACGGUCUGGAAUUGGAAGCCUAUUUCGCAGUUGCCCUGCGUUGACUCCGUUUGUACCGUUUUAGGAGAUACACUGGAUGUAGCUGCAUUUCAGGAUGGACAAAUGACGAGGUGUAGGAUUUUCGAAUGACAGUUGUGAUAUAACGGCAAGCUAUCUAGGUAGCUGUUCUAUUUUUUGAUGCAAUAUAUGUAUUGUUCUCCAAAACGAUGAUGUGUGCUGCUGCAGCAGUCGGUGGUGGAGGGAUUGUGCCAUCCCCAUUACCUUCGAUGCGGUUGGGAAUCAGCGGCAUUUCUGGAGUUGGGGACGAUUUCUCCUCUUUUGGUUCGGGAAUGGGUUCUUGUCAAACACCGGGAACACAGUCGGAUUGCCGAAGUCGAUACCAACAUCUACUCUCUGGGCGAGCUUUAGCGGAAAGAUACAGGAGGAUUUAUUACACGGCUAUCAAUGACAAAGAACAAGGGAUAAACCAAGGAAGGGGAAAGAAAGCUUUAAACAAGAUGAAGCUGAAACGGCGGCAAAAGUUGAAGUCAAAAGUCAAAACGGGGACAAAGACAAAGAACCUUGAUGGGGUAUUCUGCAUGCCGGAAAUCAAGCUGCAUAGCAACCCAUCGGCGUUCAACGUGUACUGCAACGUGCGCCACUGCGUGCUGGAAUGGCAGCAGCGGGAGGCGUCCCUGGCCCUGGCCUCCAGGAGCUCUGUGCAGAGUGGCGACUCGGACAGCGAGGAGGAGGAGUUCCGUGAGCCUGCCAUCAAGCUUCCCAAGAUUAUUGGCAUUGGUCUGUGUGGGGUGUUUGAGCUGAUCAAGGAGACUCUGUUCUCCCACCCCUCGCUGUGCCUGCGCAGCCUACAGGCCCUGCUGGACAUGCUGCAGGGACAACAACCAGAGGGCUUCCAAACCGAACCUCCUGAUGUACUGGAGUCUUUGUUUCACCUGCUGCUGGAGACAACGGUGCACAGCACAGGGAUGAAUGACCCCACGGGGCAGGCCCUCACCGCCCUCUCCUGCGCCUGCCUCUUCAGCCUUGUGGUGUCCUGGGGAGACACGGGCAAGACCCUGCAGGCCGUCUCCGCCAUCCUCACCAACAACGGCAGUCACACCUGCCAAACUAUCCAGGUGCCGACCAUUCUGAACGCGCUACAGAGGAGCGUGCAGGCCGUGCUGGUGGGCAAGAUCCAGAUCCAAGAUUGGUUCGGCAACGGCAUCAAGCGGGCGGCACUGAUGAACAAGUGGGUACUGAAGGAGGUGACCGUCAAUGAGGAUGAGCGCUGCCUGCUGCAGACCGACGGCUCUUUCCUCUACCUGCUCUGCAAGGAUGGCCUCUACAAAGUGGGCUCCGGCUACAGUGGCACCGUCAGGGGCCAUGUGUAUAAUUCCACAUCAUGCUUCAGGAAUUGGAUGGAGAAGAGAUCAUGGUUGGGCUUCGCUCAGGGCUGCCUGUUGUACCGGGAUAUGAGUAACAACCACAGUACAUCGGCCAUCAAGAUCGACCCAGAGACUCUGGAGCAUGAGGGAACCAUCACUAUGCCAGGCCUACAGACAGACGGCCAGAGCGUAGUCUUCACUGACGGAGAACACAUCAACCAAAUCACUGCCUGCAAAGACGAUGGGUUUGUGGUGCGGAUCUACGCAACCAGUACAGACCCAGCACUGCAGCAGGAGCUUCAGCUGAAACUGGCCAGGAAGUGUCUCCAUGCCUGCGGCAUCUCUCUGUUUGACCUGGAGAAAGACCUUCACAUCAUCAGUACAGGGUUUGACGAGGAGGCAGCAUUGCUGGGAGCAGGCAGGGAAUUUGCUUUGUUGAAAACUGCCUCAGGAAAGAUCUACUACACAGGGAAGUAUCAGAGCCUCGGCAUCAAGCAAGGUGGUCCAUCGGCAGGUAAAUGGGUGGAGCUGCCUGUCACCAAGUCCCCUAAAAUCAUCCAGUUCUCGGUGGGCCAUGACGGCUCACAUGCCCUGCUUGUGGCCGAGGAUGGCAGCGUGUUCUUCACCGGCUCUGCCAGCAAGGGAGAGGAUGGAGAGUCCACCAAAAGCCGGCGCCAACCGAAGCCCUACAAGCCCAAGAAGAUGAUGAAGCUGGAGACCAAGACGGCGGUGAACACAGCCUGCAACAACGGCAGCAGCGGCAUAGUCACCAAAGAUGGAGAGCUCUACAUGUUCGGCAAGGACGCCAUCUACAGCGACAGCACCUGCCAGGUGUCAGACCUGAAGGGUCACAUUGUAACCCAGGUAGCCAUGGGGAAGGCCCACACCUGUGUCCUGACUAAGAGUGGAGAGGUCUGGACGUUUGGGGUCAACAACAAGGGCCAGUGUGGCCGAGAAACAGGGGCCAUGAACCAGGCAGGGAAAGCAUUUGGCAUUGAGAGCAUGGCGACCGCCAUGGAUGAGGACCUGGAGGAUGAGCUGGAGGAGAAGGAGGAGAAGAGCAUGAUGUGCCAGUCGGGCAUGCACAAGUGGAAGCUGGACCAGUGCAUGGUGUGCACUGUGUGUGGAGACUGCACCGGCUACGGAGCUGGCUGUGUCAGCAGCGGACGGCCCGACAGAGUACCCGGAGGUAUCUGUGGCUGUGGUUCGGGGGAGUCUGGCUGCUCAGCGUGUGGCUGCUGUAAGGCCUGCGCCAGGGAGCUGAAUGGACAGGAGGCCAGACAGAGGGGCAUCUUUGACGCUGUUAAGGAGAUGAUACCACUAGACCUACUACUAGCUGUGCCUGUCCCUUCCCCACCAGGAGUCAACAUCCAGGAGCACAUCCAGAUCCGGCAGGAGGAGAAACGGCAGCGGAUCAACCGCCGACACCGGCUGGAGGAGGGACAAGACGGGAGCAGCGAGCGAGGGGAGAAGGACGCCAGUAAGAUCACCACUUACCCCCCGGGGGCGGUGCUUUUUGACUGCGAGAUGACAGCUGUGCAGGUUAGCUGCGGCCUCCACCAUUCAGUGGUGCUGUUGGAGAAUGGGGAUGUCUAUACAUUUGGCUACGGUCAGCAUGGCCAGCUUGGACACGGAGAUGUCAACUCAAGGGGAUCUCCCACACUGGUGCAGGCUCUCCCAGGUCCGAGUGUCCAGGUGACAGCUGGUAGUAACCACACGGCAGUGCUCCUCAUGGGCGGACAGGUCUUCACCUUCGGCAGCUUCUCGAAAGGGCAGCUGGGUCGGCCAAUCCUGGACAUGCCCUACUGGAACGCCAAGCCCUCCCCCAUGCCCAACAUUGGUGUCAAGUAUGGCCGCAAGGCCAUUUGGAUUGGGGCCAGCGGCGACCAGACCUUCCUGAGAAUAGACGAGGCCCUGAUCAACUCACACGUCCUGGCUACCUCCGAGAUCUUCGCUAGCAAAGACAUCAUCGGCUUAGUUCCCACCUCUGUAUCGGAGCCCCCUCCCUUUAAAUGCCUGCUCAUCAACAAGCUAGAUGGCAGCUGCCGCACCUUCAACGACUCCGAGCAGGAGGACCUGCAGGGCUUCGGCCUCUGUCUCGACCCCAUCUACAACGUCAUCUGGAGGUUUCAGCCGGCGUCAAAGGAGAUGUGUUGCUAUAACGCAGUUAUAGCAGAUGGCCGUGUGCCAUCGGCCACGGACCUAGAGGCCCGCUGCAGCAUCCUCAGCCCAGAGCUGGCACUGCCCGAUGGAGCCCAUGCACGCACCACCCGCUCCCACGGAGCCCUGCACAUACUAGGUUGCCUGGAUACGCUGGCGGCCAUGCAAGAGCUGAAGAUGGGCAUGGCCAGCACAGAGGAGGAGACUCAGGCUGUUAUGAAGGUCUACUCCAAGGAGGACUACAGCGUGGUCAACCGCUUCGAGAGUCACGGGGGCGGCUGGGGUUACUCUGCCCACUCGGUGGAGGCCAUCCGCUUCUGUUCUGAUGUGGACAUCCUACUGGGGGGACUGGGCCUGUUCGGGGGCCGUGGGGAGUACACCGCAAAGCUCAAGUUGUUAGAGCUGGGGCCUGAUGGUGGAGACCAUGAGACGGAUGGGGACCUCCUGGCUGAGACUGACGUCCUGGCCUAUGACUGCGCUGCCAGGGAGAAGUACGCCAUGAUGUUUGACGAACCGGUGCUGCUGCAGCUGGGCUGGUGGUACGUGGCAUGGGCCCAGGUGUCUGGGCCCAGCUCAGACUGUGGCUCCCACGGACAGGCCACCAUCACCACAGAUGACAGUGUGGUCUUUCAGUUCAAGAGCUCCAAGAAGUCAAACAACGGUACCGAUGUGAACGCAGGUCAAAUACCUCACCUCUUGUACAGGCUUCCGUCGAACGAUGGCAUCGUAGCCAAAGGGAAACAGCAGACCAGUGAGCCGGUUCACAUCCUCAAACGCUCCUUCGCCAGGACCGUUUCAGUGGAGUGUUUUGAGUCCCUGCUGAGGAUCCUCCACUGGAGCUGGACCACCCUGGUGCUGGGGGUGGAGGAGCUGAGGGCCCUGAAAGGCUUCCAGUACACAGCCACCCUGCUGGACCUGGAGCGCCUGCGCUUUGUAGGGACCUGCUGCCUGCGCUUGCUCCGCGUCUACAUCUGUGAGAUCUUCCCCAUAUCUGCCAGCUCCAAGGCGGUGGUGGAAGAGUCCAGCAAGCUGGUGGAGUGGGUCGGCAACACCCGUAGCCUGCUCAAGAAGAUCCUCUCGGAGGGCAUGGACAACUGCCUGACCAAUCUGGACAACGACCCUCAGGGCUACCUCUCCCAGCCCCUCACCCUGCUGGAGGCUGUGCUGCAGGAGUGCCACAACACCUUUACCUCCUGCUUCCACACCUUCUACCCCAAGCCCGCUCUGCAGUGGGCCUGCCUCUGCGACUUGCUCAACUGCCUCGACCAGGACAUCACCGAGGCCAACUUCCUCACAUCGAGCAGCCGACUGUUGGCAGCGGUGAUGUCUGCGCUUUGCAAUACAUCAGUCAAGCUGUCAUCCAUCUUGCCCAUUGCGUACGACGGUGAAGUGAUGCUGCGCUCGCUGGUCAAACAGGUCAGCACGGAGAAUGACUCGGAGCUCACACACCGCUUCCCCCUGCUGGUGGAGCACAUGGAGAAACUCAGCCAUAGGGAGGAGAACCUGAUUGGGAUGGCCAGUUUCCGGGAGGUUCUUGAGAAGAUGCUGGUGAUCGUGGUGCUACCGGUGAGGAAAAGCCUGAGGAAGGAGGUGGAGGUCUUCUCCCCCCACCUGGUCUCCAACACCUGUGGCCUGCUGGCCAGCAUCGUCUCUGAGCUCACCGCCUCUGCCCUGGGCUCCGAGGUGGACGGUCUGAACUCUCUUCACUCUGUGAAGUCCACUCCCAACCGCUUCACCAAGACGAGCCAGGCCCGCAGCUGGAACACAGGCAACGGCUCUCCAGAUGCCAUCUGUCUGACAGUGGACAAGCCUGGUGUGGUGCUGGUGGGCUUUUGUGUCUACGGCGGCGGAGGCAUCCAUGAGUACGAGUUGGAGGUGCUGGCUGAUGAUGCCCAGACGGAGCACCCUGGGGAUUCGGUCCACACCCACAGGUGGACGUCUCUGGAGCUGGUCAAAGGAACCUACAGCACUGAUGACUCUCCCAGCGACAUUGCCGAGAUACGCCUCGACAAGGCCGUGCCACUGAAGGAGGGUGUGAAAUAUGCUGUCCGCCUGCGUAACUAUGGCAGCCGAACGGCCAAUGGGGAUGGAGGGAUGACCACGGUUCAGUGUUCCGAUGGCUUGUCCUUUACCUUCCGAACCUGUAGCCUGAGCAGCAACGGGACAAACCAGACUAGAGGACAAAUACCACAGAUGCUGUACUACAGGAGUGAGUAUGACGGAGAUCUGCAGUCCCAGCUGCUGAACAAAGCCAAUGAGGAGGACAAGAACUGCAGCAGGGCUCUCGCAGUGGUCAGUGCAGUGGUCAGAGCUGCCAAGGAUCUCCUUCACAGGACGUUCACUGUCGAUGCAGAGGACAUCCCUGAGCUGCUGAGCUCUUCCAGCCUGUUCUCCAUGCUGCUCCCCCUCAUCCUGGCCUACAUCAGCCCUGUGGCUGCCUCAGUACCCAAGGCCGCAGUGGAAGUCUUUGGUCUGGUCCAGGAGUUACUUCCUGCUGUCUCCGCUUUGAACCAGAAGUAUGCCCCACUGGCUUUCAACCCCAACCAAUCAACAGACAGCACCACGGGCAACCAGCUGGAGCAGGGCCUAUCGGCAUGCACCACCUCCAGUCACUAUGCUAUAAUAGAGAGUGACCACCCUUACAAGCAGGCCGGAGUCACACAGUAUAUGGUGUCAUUCCCGGACUGCGUGCGGUGGACCACCAUCGAGUUUGACCCCCAGUGUGGCACAGCCCAGCCAGAGGAUGUCCUUCGCCUGCUCAUCCCCAGCCAUUCGCUCCACCUGUCCAGCCUGAGCACCAAGCCCCUGGCCCACGACACCAGCAACACCUGGGUGGAGCUCAAGAAGAUCUCUGGCUCCAAUGGCUGGCCUACCACUGUCCUAGUGCUGCCAGGAAACGAGGCCCUGUUCUCCUUAGAAACUGCCUCUGACUACGUAAAAGACGAGAAGGCCUGUUUCUACGGCUUCAAGUGUGUUGCCGUGGGUUACGAAUUCAACCCCGGACCAGAUGAGGGUAUUAUCCAGCUGGAGAAGGAGCUGGCAUACUUGGGCAGUGUGUGUGCUGCUGCUCUGAUGAAGAAGGAUCUGGCUCUUGGGAAUGAACUUGAAGAAGACCUUGAGAUUCUUGAAGAGGCCUCUCUCCAGGUGUGUAAGGCCCACUCAGGUAUCCUGGGCAAGGGUCUGGCCUUGUCCCACUCCCCCACAAUCCUGGAGGCUCUGGAGGGCAACCUGCCCCUGCACCUGCAGACCAACGAGCACUCCUUCCUGGAGGACUUCAUUACCUGUGUGCAGAACUCCAGCGGAGGACGCCUGGCCAGGUGGCUGCAACCGGACUCCUACGCGGACCCCGAGAAGACGUCUCUGAUCCUGAACAAGGACCACAUCUGCUGCGGCUGGCCCACCACAGUGGCCGUCCAGACCAAAGACCAGUACGGAGACGUGGUGCAUGUGCCCAACAUGAAGGUGGAGGUGAAGGCGGUGCCCGUCUCCCAGAAGAAGUCCAUGCAGCAGGAGUGCAUGAGGAAGAUGCAGCGUCUCCCAGGCAGCAACAACCCCUCCUCCUCGAGCACUCCUGACCUGACCUUCGGGGGCCUGCCCAUGCCCAAGCUGGAUGCCACUUACGAGCCCAUGAUCGUCAAGGAGGCUCGCUACAUCGCCAUCACAAUGAUGAAGGCCUAUGAGAACUACUCAUUCGAGGAGCUUCGCUUUGCUUCGCCCUCUCCAAAGAGGCCCAGUGAGAACAUGUUGAUCUGGGCCAACACAGACGGGACCUACAGCGCCAACUGGACCCCCGGGGCUGUGGGCCUCUAUACCAUCCACGUCACCAUCGACAGCAUCGAGAUCGGUAAACCAGACCAGGAUGCUGGUAUGGAGGUGGAGGUGAAAGACCCUCCUAAAGGCAUGAUCCCACCUGGCACACAGAUGGUUAAACCCAAGGCCGAGCCCCAACCUAGCAAGGUCCGCAAAUUUGUGUCCAAGGACAGUGCAGGCCUCCGCGUGCGUAGUCACCCCUCCCUGCAGAGCGAACAGAUAGGUGUAGUGCAAGUCAAUGGCACCAUCACCUUCAUUGAUGAGAUCCACAAUGAUGAUGGUGUUUGGCUCAGGCUGAAUGACGAGACAGUAAAGAAGUAUGUGCCCAACAUGAAUAGGUACACGGAAGCCUGGUGCCUCUCAUUUAACCAGCACAUGGGCAGGAGCCUGCUGGUCCCUGCCGACGAGGCCAGAGGCCAAUUGGAGCAGUGUAUUGAGGUGAGCGCCAGCGGCCGCCCCUCCCAAGAGGCCCCCUCCAUGCGGGAGCAGGACAGGGUGAGGCAGGGUGGCAGCGGCCCUGGCCUAUAUAAGGUAGUGAAGACGGGCCCCUCGGGUCACAACAUCAGAAGCUGCCCAAACCUUAGGGGUAUCCACAUUGGAAUGUUAGUACUUGGGAACAAGGUCAAGGCAGUAGGCGAGGUGAUCAAUACAGAGGGGACGUGGGUGCAGCUGGACAAGAAUAGCGUGGUGGAGUUCUACGAGAGCAACAAAGGAGAGGCCUGGUCUCUGGCCCGAGACCCUGGGGGAAACCAGUACCUACGCCAAGGGGAAGAACAAACCCUUCUAGAGCAUGGGGCCCAGACCCCCCCAACUAGCCCCUUUUCUGUCCAGGCCUUCAACAGUGCUGCUGGAGCCAUUGGGGCCAACGGGACACAGGGCUUCAACUAUGGCAUUUCAAACAACAAAGCCUCUAAACAUCGACAGAAAAGCCACUCCCCAAAACAGGAGGGUGGACGCUCCUCGGACAACUCCAAAAGCAAAGACCUGUCGGCCAGCGAGGCACUGAUCCUGAGGUCAGACACGGCCAAGCUGCGGUCAGACUCUCAUAGCCGCUCUCACUCGCCCAACCAUAACACCCUGCAGGCGCGGAAGGCCGAAGUGCGUGAUCGUGACUCCACCGGGCUGCGCCCCGAAUCGCCCAACCCAGGCUCCCGCUCCUCUUCGCUCAAGCAGAAGGGCCUGUCCUCCUCCUCGGGGAAGUAUAGCCCCUCUAUCACCUCCUUGGUGUGGUCCUCCUCCCCCCAGCAUGACCAGAACCUCCCUCCCAAAGUCAGCCCCUCCACGGCUCUGCUGGACCCGCCCAGAGAGAGAUCCAAGUCGGACUCGUACACAUUGGACCCGGACACCCUACGGAAAAAGGUCCCUCUCGCCUCGGAGCCACUGAGGGGAAGGUCCACCUCGCCUAAACCCAAACUAUCUCCCAAGGACAGGUGCAGCAAAGGAGGUGACAUGAACAUGGAGAACCGCAGCCCAUCACCCCAUGUGACCCAGGAGGACCUCCACAGGGAGGUGGUGAUGUGUACGUCUAUUGGUCUUCUUUCCGAUGAUGAAGGAAAUGAUGAGAACAUUGACGUGAGCAACACAGAGGAGGGCUCUUCCAAGGUGCACUUCAGCAUCUGCAAGGUGCCCAUCAAGGAUGAGCUGGAGGGCAGUCGCUCGUCGGCAAAAGUCAGCCGCAAGACCUCCAGCCGCCACGUGCGCCCCAAGAAGGACAAGUCUGGCCCGCUCUUCAAGGGCGAGAGCUCAUCAGGGCUCACCGAGACCACCAAGCAGGCUAUGUCGCCCUCGGUGGCAGAGUGCGCCCGGUCGGUCUUCGCCGCGUUCCUCUGGCACGAGGGCAUUGUCCACGACGCCAUGGCCUGCUCCUCGUUCCUCAAGUUCAACCCGGAGCUGACCAAGGAGCACGCACCCAUCCGCAGCUCGCUGGGUGGCCAGGGCGGCCAAGAGGAGAAGGAGAGCAAGCUGAUGAACCGCCACUCGCUGGAGAUAUCUUCGGCCCUCAAUAUGUUCAACAUUGCCCCACACGGGCCCGACAUCUCCAAGAUGGGCAGCAUCAACAAGAACAAGGUCCUGUCCAUGCUCAAAGAGCCACCACUGACCGAGAAGUGCGAGGACGGCAAGGGGGAGCCCGUCUCCCAUGAGGUGACCACUCAUCCCUUCAUUAGGGCCAAGUCCAUCCUGCCGCUCACACUCCAGCACCUUGUUGCAUUCUGGGAGGACAUCUCCAUGGCGACCAUCAAGGCAGCCACCCAGAACAUGAUUUUCCCCAGCCCGGGCUCCAGCGCCAUCCUGAAGAAAAAGGAGAACGAGAAGGACACUAAGAAGUCCAAGAAGAAGAAAAGAGAUCAGGCGGAGGUGCGCCCCAGGGGGAACCUGUUUGGGGAGAUGGCCCAGCUGGCCAUCGGGGGACCAGAGAAGGACACCAUCUGUGAGCUGUGUGGGGAGUCGCACGCCUACCCUGUCACCUACCACAUGAGGCAGGCCCACCCAGGUUGUGGUCGCUACGCGGGAGGCCAGGGCUACAACAGUAUCGGCCACUUCUGUGGGGGCUGGGCAGGAAACUGUGGAGACGGAGGGAUCGGUGGAAGUACCUGGUACCUGGUGUGUGACCGCUGCAGGGAGAAGUACCUGAGAGACAAGCAGACUGCUGCCAGGGAAAAGGUGAAGCAGUCGAGGAAGAAGCCCCUGCAGUUGAAGAUGCCGCGGGCACUGCCCACCAUGGAGGCCCACCAGGUGAUCCGUGCCAACGCCCUUUUCCUGCUUUCCCUAAGCAGCGCCGCCAAGCCCAGCCUGCUGUGCCACCACCUGCCGCGCCCGCUUCACUCCCUGCUGCCCAGCCUCAAGGAGGGCGUCUCCAACGAGAAGCCCAACAAGAUGGGCUGCCUCUACCUGCAGAUGCUGGCCAGGCAACACACAGAGAACUUUGGUGGGUACCAGGAUGACAACCUGUUUCAGGAUGAGAUGAGGUACCUACAUUCCACGUCUGUCCCUGCACCCUACAUCUCAGUCACCCCCGACGCCUACCCCAACGUGUUCGUGGAGCCCGAGAGCAACAUGAAGUCAAUGCCACCCAGUCUGGAGACCAGCCCAAUCACAGAUAGUGACUUGUCCAAGAGGACGGUGUUCCAGAGGUCUUACUCUGUAGUGGCCUCUGAGUAUGACAAGAAGCACUUGGCCUCUCCGGCUAGGGUCAAAGCCGUGCCCAGACGGGGAGUCCACAGUGGGGAUGCAGAUGUGGGCUCUUCUCUGUUGCGCCACCCCUCCCCGGAACUGUCCCGUCUCAUCUCGGCCCACGGAUCCCUCAGUAAGGGCGAGAGGAACUUCCAGUGGCCUGUCCUGGCCUUCGUCAUCCAGCACCAUGACCUGGAGGGUUUGGAGGUGGCCAUGAAGCACGCCCUGCGCAAGUCCGCCUGCAGGGUCUUCGCCAUGGAGGCGUUCAACUGGCUGCUGUGUAACGUGAUCCAGACCACCUCGCUGCACGACAUCCUGUGGCACUUUGUUGCCUCCCUCACCCCGUCACCCUUUGAACCCAAGGAAGAGGAGGAGGAAGAAAACAAAGCCCCCGGGAACAAGAAAAUGGUGAUGGAGCAGGAGAGAGACCUGGCUGUGUGUGAGCACCCGCUGUCUGACAUUGUGAUUGCCGGGGAGGCCGCCCACCCCCUCCCCCACACCUUCCACCGCCUCCUCCAGACCAUCUCCGACCUCAUGAUGUCACUUCCUAGUGGCAGCUCCCUGCAGCAGAUGGCCCUCAGGUGUUGGAGUUUGAAGUUCAAGCAGUCUGACCACCAGUUCCUGCACCAGAGCAAUGUGUUCCACCACAUCAACAACAUCCUGUCCAAGUCAGAUGACGGCGACAGCGAGGAGAGCUUCAACAUCAGUGUGCAGUCUGGCUACGAGGCCAUGAGCCAAGAGCUGUGCCUGGUGACCUGUCUGAAGGACCUUACCAGUGUGGUCGACAUCAAGACGUCCAGCCGUUCGGCCAUGAUCGGCAGCCUGACGGAUGGCUCAACUGAGACCUUUUGGGAGUCGGGCGAUGAGGACAAGAACAAGACCAAGUGCAUUACCAUCAGCUGCGUCAAAGGCAUCAAUGCCUCUAACAUCACUGUGCACGUGGACAACUCCCGUGACAUUGGGAACAAAGUCACCUCCAUGACGUUCCUGUGUGGCAAGGCCGGGGAGGACCUCUGCAGAAUCAAACAGAUGGACCUUGAUUUGCGUCACAUGGGCUGGGUGACCAGCGAGGUUCCUAGGGGAGACCACCAUGUGAUCAAGGUGGAGCUGAAGGGGCCCGAGAACACGCUGCGGGUGCGCCAGGUCAAGGUGCUGGGCUGGAAGGCUGGCGAGAGCAUCAAGAUCGCAGGGCAGAUCUCGGCCAGCGUGGCCCAGCAGAAGAACUGCGAGGCCGAGACACUCCGUGUUUUCCGCCUCAUCACCUCACAGGUAUUUGGGAAGCUAAUCUGCGGAGAUGCUGAGCCAACCCCUGAACAGGAGGAGAAGAACCUGCUGUCAUCACCAGAGGGGGAGGACAAGGCGCCGUCAGACGCAGACCUGAAGGAACACAUGGUGGGCAUCAUUUUCAGCCGGAGCAAGCUGACCAACCUGCAGAAACAGGUGUGUGCCCACAUCGUCCAGGCCAUCCGCAUGGAGGCGACCCGGGUGCGCGAGGAGUGGGAGCAUGCCAUCUCCAGCAAGGAAAACGCCAACUCGCAGCCCAGCGAUGACGACGCCUCCUCGGACACCUCCUCGGACGCCUACUGCUUCGAGCUGCUCUCCAUGGUGCUGGCACUGAGCGGCUCCAACGUGGGCCGCCAGUACCUGGCCCAGCAGCUGACACUGAUGCAGGACCUGUUCUCGCUGCUGCACACGGCCUCGCCCCGUAUCCAGAGACAGGUGACCUCUCUCCUCCGUCGUGUCCUCCCAGAGGUGACACCCGUGCGCCUGGCCAGCAUCAUCGGCAUCAAGGCCCUGCCGCCUGCCGAUAUCAGUGACAUCAUCCACUCGACCGAGAAGGGUGACUGGAACAAGCUUGGCAUCCUGGACAUGUUCCUGGGCUGCAUUGCCAAGGCACUCACCGUGCAACUCAAGGCCAAGGGAACCACCAUUGCCCGCACGGCGGGCAUGGCGGCAGGCAAAGGCAUCACUACUGUCACGCUGCCCUUGAUCUUCAACUCCAGCUACAUUCGCCGGGGGGAGAGCCAUUGGUGGAUGAAGGGAUCCACUCCCCCUCAGAUCGCUGAGAUCAUCAUCAAGCUGGUCAAAGACAUGGCUGCCGGACACCUGUCGGACGCCUGGUCUCGGGUGACGAAGAACGCCAUCGCUGAGACCAUCAUCGCCCUCACCAAGAUGGAGGAGGAGCAUCGCUCGCCAGUCCGUUGCAUCGCCACCACCCGGUUGUGGCUUGCUCUGGCCUCUCUGUGUGUGCUGGACCAGGAUCAUGUGGACAGGCUGUCCUCAGGCCGCUGGAUGGGCAAAGACGGACAGCAGAGACAGAUGCCCAUGUGUGAUAACCAUGAUGACGGCGAGACAGCAGCCAUCAUCCUGUGUAACAUGUGUGGUAACCUGUGUACCGACUGUGACCGCUUCCUCCACCUGCACCGACGCACUCGCUCCCAUCAGAGACAGGUGUUUAAGGAGGAGGAGGAGGCAAUCAAGGUGGACCUCCACGAGGGCUGUGGGAGGACAAAGCUCUUCUGGCUUAUGGCUCUGGCCGACUCCAAGACCAUGAAGGCCAUGGUGGAGUUCAGGGAACACACAGGGAAACCAGCCUCCAGCAGCUCAGAUGCCUGCAGGUUUUGUGGCACCAGGAACGGCACCGAGCUCUCGGCUGUGGGCAGUGUCUGCUCUGACCCAGACUGCCAGGAGUAUGCCAAGCUGGCGUGCAGUAAGACCCAAGCAUGCGGCCACCUCUGUGGCGGGGUGAGGAAUGAGAAGAGCUGCCUGCCCUGUCUGCACGGCUGCAACAAGAGCGCAGGCUGCCUGAAACAGGACGCAGACGACAUGUGCAUGAUCUGCUUCACUGAGGCACUCUCUGCCGCUCCCGCUGUCCAGCUGGACUGCAGUCAUGUGUUCCACCUCCAGUGUACCCGUCGUGUUCUGGAGAACCGCUGGCUCGGGCCCAGGAUCACCUUCGGCUUCAUGUCCUGCCCCAUUUGCAAGAACAAGAUCAACCACUCGGUCAUCAAGGACCUGCUGGACCCUAUCAAGGAGCUGUUUGAGGACGUACGGAGGAAGGCUCUGAUGAGGAUGGAGUACGAGGGGCUGCACAAGAGUGAGGCCAUCACCACGCCUGGUGCCCGUUUCCACAACGACCCGGCCGGCUUCGCAAUGAAUCGAUACGCCUACUACGUCUGCUACAAGUGCCAAAAGGCGUACUUUGGGGGAGAGGCGCGCUGUGACGCGGAGGCAGGACAGGGAGACGACUACGACCCCAGCGAGUUGAUCUGUGGAGCAUGCUCAGAUGUGUCCAGGGCACAGAUGUGUUCCAAGCAUGGGACAGACUUUCUGGAGUACAAAUGCCGGUACUGCUGCUCGGUGGCUGUCUUUUUCUGCUUCGGCACCACUCACUUCUGUAACGCCUGCCACGAUGACUUCCAGAGGAUGACCAGCGUGCCCAAGGAGGAGCUGCCUCACUGUCCUGCAGGUCCAAAAGGCAAGCAGUUGGAGGGGACAGAUUGCCCCUUACACGUGGUUCACCCACCUACCGGCGAGGAGUUUGCCCUGGGCUGUGGAGUGUGCAGGAAUGCCCAUAGCUUCUAAAAACACCCAGGUCUGAAAACUGAGAGACACGUACCGAACACUCCUCCUACUGGGACUGCAGGAUGUUGGCUGCAGCCUGAGCCCAGCCUGUCAAGUAUCUCCUCGUGUUGGCUUUCAUGUUGUCAGAUGGCCCUGGACACUGGAUCCGGCUUUCUACCGUACCCAAGAGUCCCAAGUUGUGCUCUUCGACCUACCAACCAGAGUCUUUGAGGCUACUAAAAAACACACAGAGUUGAGGCUCUAUGUGCAUUCCAGAGGAAACUCUAAUAUAUAAUAAUUAAACUUGUGACCUGUUUCCAUGUGGCCGUUGUGACCCCUUGGCUUCCAUAGAAGUUGACCAGAGUCUUCGAGGCUACUACAAAACACACAGAGAGUUGAGGCUCUAUGUGCAUUCCAGAGGAAACUCUAAUAUAUAAUAAUUAAACUUGUGACCUGUUUGCAUGUGGCCGUUGUGACCCCUUGGCUUCCAUAGAGGUUGACCAGAGUCUUCGAGGCUACUACAAAACACACAGAGUUGAGACUCUAUGUGCAUUCCAGAGGAAACUCUAAUAUAUAAUAAUUAAACUUGUGACCUGUUUGCAUGUGGCUGUUGUGACCCCUUGGCUUCCAUAGAAGUUGCACACCGAUCACUGAAGUGUAACAAUGUAUUGAAUAUUGUUUUUUUUUCUUAAGGCAAUUAGGAUGAACAUGGGAUAUAUACAAUGAAAAAAUAUGAGACGGGUUGUAUUUCCAGCUUCCUAACAAUGAAAUCAAAAUAUUGUUGUAUGUAAACAGAUUUUUUUUUGUAAUCCUGUACAUUUAUUCUCUCCACUGUCGAGUGCAUCAUGGGUUAACAGACAAAAAGGUGGUGAAAAAGACUUAAGAAUAGGUUUAGGAGGAAAAUAGUGUGCAAUUGAUCUAAUCUUGUAUAUAAUGAUGUUUUCUGAAGUUGCUGCUCUACACUUCAAUUGUGUUUGAUAUUCUGGUUUAUGUUUUGAGCCAGAACUUUUAAUGAAGUGCAAUAAUGGGUGUGCCUCCUAUCUUGCAGCAGUUUAUCCUAUGGAAUGUAUGUCGAUAAAAGCCACUGUACAUUUUUAUAUGGCGAUAAACAGUCGUAUUCCUCCAACUCAAAAUGUCAGAUCACUUCUGUUUUCUGAAAAUGAUGAGGAGCCCAGCGUCUGCAGUGUAUGAAGGUUGAUUGAUGUGAACACUUUUUUCUGCUCCACAAUCAGAAAAAUUACGGUGCGGUACAAACCCUUUUUUCUGUGUUUUCUUUUAACGACUCAGAAGUUGACUAUGCUGUAGGCUACCGUUCUAUUGUAAAUGUGCGGUAAGUCUUCAGAACCAAAUAAUAAAAAUAAUUGUGAAUAUCCGUGAUGCUUUUCCAUCAGUAGGAGGCAGGGGGGACAUGGGGGUCUGAGAAAAAACAAACGGCUGUUGUUAUAAAAGCUUAUUACUUGUAAUAUCUGUGGUGAAUGGAUUUGAAUGGAAAUAAACCAGGUUCUCUGUUUCGCAAGGUA